AUGACUUCUAAGCGCUCCGGGCUAGUUAGCGGCGUGUGGUUGGUGUGGAUGAUGUACAACUCUUUGAUCCUUACGGCCGAAGCUGGAACUGUGUCGAACUGCACUGGAACAACCCCAACAACCUUUGACGGGGCGUUGCAGGAAUGCGCCAGCCAGCUUGGGAUUGCUCCUGAACGGCUUGAGAAGGAGUGCUACAACCUGCUGCUCCAUCCAGCCGAUCGAGACAGUAUGUGUUUGGUGCGGUGUAUCGGUGUACUUCUGCGCUUCUGGAAUGAUACCACAGGGUUACGUGAGUCCGUCAUCCAGCAGUACUACCAGCCAGCUCCGGAAGAUACGUGCUAUCGGAACCGGACACAGCGCUGUCUGGAAGCUCUGGAGCCUACUGUGACGGAUGUUUGUGAAAGAGCACACCGAUCGUUCCUCUGUUAUCAUCAGCAGUUCGGUAACCUAGUACGCGCUGAUCGGUACGUCCCGAAGACACCUCUAGAGAUGCGACAGGUGCAACAGGACUGCUUGGACAUUCUUGGACUCUCACCGAAGCGGUUGGUUCUUUAUCGAGAGGGACACUUCCCAGAUGACGCUGAGACACAAUGUUUCGUAAGGUGUGUUGGUCUCCGGACGGGAUUAUACAGCGACAAACAAGGACCUAACGUCGAUCGACUGUUUGUCCAGUGCGAGUCCUGCGCUGAUGAGCAGGUGUUUCGAGAUCGUGCGAACGAAUGCAUUGCUUCCCAGCGGCGUCACAAGCUGAGCAAGUGUACUGCGGCCUAUCGGACGUUGUACGAGUGUUUCCGUGACGAUCAACUGGAUCUUUACGCGAGUUUUACAAAGACCCCUGUCAUGUAUUCAACAACCACUAGCGCACCCGUUAGUAUGCCACCAGCGAAUGCACUGGCAGGAUAUGCGAGGAAAACGUCCAGCAAAAGACACUUCGUCAGACCGUACCAGCUCGAGAUAGUCUUGGAGAGUCUGGCUCAGAAUGCCGGGUACUGA
Messenger RNA from Anopheles nili, 993 nucleotides. Its product is annotated as general odorant-binding protein 45-like. Gene Ontology annotation, molecular function: odorant binding. Gene Ontology annotation, biological process: sensory perception of smell. The record is from RefSeq and is a predicted model, not a curated record. The transcript has a single exon. Bases 1 to 993 code for a protein of 330 amino acids. Lineage: Eukaryota; Metazoa; Arthropoda; Insecta; Diptera; Culicidae.